Iphiclides podalirius (scarce swallowtail) is the source of this 2310-nucleotide messenger RNA. Lineage: Eukaryota; Metazoa; Arthropoda; Insecta; Lepidoptera; Papilionidae. The record is from the annotation of a GenBank genome assembly.
AUGCGUAUUGCGUUGACAUUCUUGAUCUUGUUCAAUACACUCUGGUCGGCCAUAUUUCUCUGUCGUCGUGCUCGUGCGUCUGUUAUUGAAUCACAUCUCAAGAUCUUAGUUGCCGCUGCCCCCGAAUUGUGCAUUGCAUAUUCCCAACUAAUACAAAUCAUCAAAAUGGGAGACCGCAACAACCCUAUCAAGUUUGGUCCGGAGUGGUUGCGUAAUUUAUCCCAAGAACGUAACACUGGUGGAUCUGCAAAUAAUAAUCAGAAUCCUCCAAACUCUGGAACAUUGACCAACUCUGCACCAACUGGGUCUGUUCUGGGAUCCACAGUUUCUUCAGGGGCUUUGAGUCCCCCAGGGCCUCCUGGAGCCAUGGGGGUUACAGUGAGUCCAGGAGGUACAACAGCACAAGGAGCAGCAGGUGGCUCAACAUCUAAUACCAGUGCAUCUACAGGAGCAUAUCCAAAAACCACCACAAACAAUACAGCUCCAAAAAUACUACUUGCCAACUUGCGGUAUGGAAGAGAAGAGAUGUUGGCAUUAUAUGACAGAUCUGCUGAAGCACCUGAAGAGUUGAAGUACUUUGAUCUAUUGUAUCAACCAAGGGGAAAGCCACCUGCUGCACUAAAUAAUACAUUUGAGGAAGAAAUGCGAGACAAUAUUCGUGGAGGGCCACCCACUGGGGGAAUGCCAUCAGCGGACAGGUUUGGAGUGGCCCGUGGGGGUGGUCGUGGCUCAAGCAAUGACAAUCGUGGACGUAGUCGCACGCCGUUUAGUCGACAGGGACAAUCUGGCAGGGGUAACUCAUGGCAUACAGGACAUGCAAGGCAACCAGGGUAUAACACUGCAUCUGAUGAAGAUGGAAGUCCACUCCGGCCCUGGGGAGCUAAUAAUGGUAAUCCUUCCCAAAGAAAUAACAAUGAACAACAGGAAUGGGUUCCAAACAAAGUUUUUCGAAGACGUCAAGCUAAUAACACCAAUUGGCGCCAACCGCAAACUCGGGAUGAAGGUGAUGAAUGGAGAUCAGGGGAUGCAGCGCGAAAUCGGCCUAACGUCGAUAAGUGGGAUCGAGAUUGGGGAGACAGGCCUGUACAAGACAGGCCCCAGUCAUGGAAUUCAAAUCGUCGGCCAUGGGUUGGUGGGGAAGGACAUAAUGAUGACAAUCUACCAGAAUGGGCCGUGGAUAGUGCAGAGACUGGCGCAGGAACAUUUGACUCCACCGGAGCAUUUCACGGUUAUAGCAAUGACGACACUAGUUUACCCAAGACGCAGGAUACGCCAUUUCCACUGGUACGUUCUCAUACUCAUGGAAGUUUCGUGCGUUCCAAGAAUACUGAAGAAGGUUCUGAAGAAUGGUGGGCUUCAGAGAAGGCAAAAAAACUCUCACCUAAGAGGUUUGAUGCCAGUGAGAUCAAAUUCAAAAAGCCACCUAAUACCCCAGUAAAUGAAGAAAAUAACAGUGUACCUAAAACUGAUGAAAGCGAAACAGAAGAAGAAACAAAUACGAAUAACGAAGAAGAAAAUAAUGUAGCAGAAAAAUUGGAAGGAGCUGCUGCAAUUGCUUCAGAAACCCAUGAGGAAGUGAAUACUAGUGAUGAUCAAAAAAAUGCUUUUAAACCAAAAUUCACCGAGAGUAAGACGUUUGAUGCCCUCAUGAGAUCUGAUAUUGACAUGGAGGAAGUCAGUGACGACAGAGGAAAUUUUCAGUCUGUUAUGAUAACGCCAACAAAUAGCUUGCGGCAGAAACAUCAAAAUUUUGUUGCUUCUGCCACUGAAAAUACUGUUAGACACGGGCAUAUGGCAGUACUGCGGAUGCUGCAAUCAAUGUCACCAAACAACAAUGAUUCUUGCCAGUCACCUGAAGAUAAACUGGUGGAGGAUAUCUUCGAUCUAACCCUUGAGGAGACCACUGUUCCAACAUCAAAUCCAACAUACAACAAGGUGGUAUCCAAACUGGAGGAAUGCAAGCAGGUAGUAUGCAACAAGGAGGUAUGCAAUCAGGAGGUAUGCAAUCAGGAGGUAUGCAAUCAGGAGGUAUGCAAUCAGGAGGUAUGCAAUCAGGAGGUAUGCAAUCAGGAGGUAUGCAACCUGGAGGAAUGCAACCUGGAGGAAUGCAACCUGGAGGAAUGCAACCUGGAGGAAUGCAACCUGCAGGAAUGCAACCUGGAGGAAUGCAAUCAGGGGGAAUGCAACAGGGAGGUGGAAUGCAACUUGGAGCCAUGCAGAUCUUGCAGCAGGGUCUUUUGCAACAAGGCGCUAUACAACCGGGUGCAAUGCAACAAGGAGGAAUGCAGGCUGCUGGAAUACAGGCGGGAA